AUGGCAGUCACUCCGGCCAUUAUUGGGCGCGGCAAGCCCACACACUACUACUCUGUAUCUCAGCUGCAAAGACGACAGCAAGGAGGCUCCUCCAGUUUUGGCGGCAGCGCUGUUACUAUCGCUAUCAUAUCAGUUGUUAUUGUGGUCAUCACGGGCUCCGUGGUCUUCUAUUCGUUCCUUCGGAGAUGGAGAACCCAGGGUAAAAGUCCAAAGUAUAUUCCAUCCCAGUUCCUGAAAAGGAAAUGGCAGACCUGGCAGCCUGGAGGCAAGUACUCCCAAGUCCGAAAUCGAGAUUUAUCCGCAAACACUUCCUACAAUCGUGGCGGUGAGACAGCCGGGGCCACCAUUGAUCGAAAUGCGAGUGUGAGAAGUACAAUCACCUUACCCGCUUAUUCCCGAGCUCCGAAAGACACUGAGCAAGUCAUUGGCCGGGAGGGUGAAAGGGGCGGCAUGGACACCGUGGUCGAGUUUCCAGAGACUCAAGAAGCAGAAGAAACCCGCCGAGAAGAUCAAAUGGAGUCUCUAUAUCAGAUUCGGCUUGCCCGACGUCGAGAGAUCGCGGAACGAGAAGAAAGAAGACGCGAGCGGAGAGAAGCUCGUGACCGAGGAGACACUGCGAGAUUAGAAGAACUAAGAAGAGAAUCUCGUCAACGAGCUGGCGAGAGUGCUACCUCGUUAAAUGGCGGUGUCAGCGUUUCAGCCGCUACCCUCAUCGCCGAACAUCAGUCUAGAGGACGAGAAAGGAGAGUGUCUAGUGUUGCAUACGGCUCUCUUGGAGAAGUACGACAUGACGGCACCAGACUCCGAGCCAACAGUAAUGAUUCUGAACGGGGCGGUCUCCUCAGCGGAGCGGCACCUAUGGGCGAAGAAGGAGGCCGACCUCGUCUUGGCUCCGAUGCCACAUCCUUUACACAUCUAUCACGACCCCAUACACGAGAGGCAUCUAUCAGUGAUAUGAGCAUAUCGAGUGCGGGGUCAGACCUAGAGCACAUGGCACAGGCAACACCAGUCUCGACACAACCAGGCGGCGGAUCUAGACCUCAAACCUCUAUGAGCGGCGGUCCGGAUAGCGGAACCAGUAACUCAUCCCCCACGGCCAACAGAUUCACUCCCGACGAAAGCACGGGUUCUGAAGACAUUGGCGAAUCUCGAAUUCCCCACGCCGAGUUAGACGAGGCCAAUCGCCCUCCUGACUACGAGUUCCUGGAAUGGGGCGAUGCACCAUCUUACGAGGUCGCCGUGGCCCGUCGCGCUGCCAGCAACGCCAGCCGUGCCGCCGGCGCGCUGAAUCGUGUCCCUAGUAGUGGUGCACCUCAAUUGCCCCAACUGAAUCUCCCCAGCAUCAGCGUGUCAGAUGCCACAGCCCCGAAUACGCCUAUCAGUCCGGUGGUCGAUAAUACGAACCCAGCGAGCCAGAGUCACACCUCCACCGGGCAGCGCUGA
Messenger RNA from Exophiala aquamarina CBS 119918, 1443 nucleotides. RefSeq lists its product as uncharacterized. The transcript is spliced from 2 exons. Bases 1 to 1443 code for a protein of 480 amino acids. Lineage: Eukaryota; Fungi; Ascomycota; Eurotiomycetes; Chaetothyriales; Herpotrichiellaceae. The record is from RefSeq and is a predicted model, not a curated record.